Messenger RNA from Schistocerca gregaria, 10060 nucleotides. RefSeq names its product ADP-ribosylation factor-binding protein GGA2 (gene Gga). Gene Ontology annotation, cellular component: trans-Golgi network. The record is from RefSeq and is a predicted model, not a curated record. Bases 671 to 2896 code for a protein of 741 amino acids. NCBI's taxonomy places the organism in Eukaryota, Metazoa, Arthropoda, Insecta, Orthoptera, Acrididae. Gene Ontology annotation, biological process: intracellular protein transport; vesicle-mediated transport. Gene Ontology annotation, molecular function: phosphatidylinositol binding; small GTPase binding; ubiquitin binding. The transcript is spliced from 11 exons.
GAUACCAUUGUUAAUAUUGUUCGUCCAAUGCAAUGCGUCAGUCAGCAACGAACAUUUUAAAACGUCGCUUUCUAUGUUGUUACCUUCUGUUUGACAAGACCUGAGAACCGCUCGACAUGAAUUAGUUUAGCUUCUUGAGUAUUCAGUUAUUGUCAAUAGCAUAGAGUUACAAUGCAUGGUACAUCGUUAGUAGGCGAUGUACGAAUGAGAAGUUUGUGUUUAGGUGCUAAUUCUGACUAUGAAUAAAAAUAAACUAUUAAUGACUACGAGAACCAAAAUUUCAUGGAACCUCGAACCUUUCGGAAGAUAGCGAGAUUCGUUUUUUGGCACGACUUGCAUUUGGUUACUGCGAUGGCAUUUCCAACAAAAGAGCAGUGUGUGUUUCUAAUUUUCAUUACGUUCCAUAGAAUUAAAGUGAAUUUUUGAAAGUAGGACGACACUAUAGCGCUAAAUAGAGUAAACAGUUUCCUUGGUAAACAGUUUUCUUGUGCUUCAGUGGUUUAAAAAUAAAAUGUGGCCCCAAUAGUUUUUAUCAGCAGUUGACUGGUAGGGAGGUUGUAAUGUUUACGGAAAAUAAAACAAACGAAGUGAGGAACAGCUUCGUAACAAAAUCCAAUACUUGAGACUUGUCGACUGAUGUGUUUUAAUAUUUCUAAGAAAACAUUUUGUAAUGACUUGUAUUAAAAAUCCGAAGCUUUCGACUGUUGUCAAUAUUUUGAUGAAAUGCGUACACACAGAAUGUCAACAUUGCUCCUGUAACUGUGAUGUGCAGGUGUCUGGCGCCAGAUCUAAUUGUGCUCUCGUAAAAGAUAAAGCAACAAAUCCCAGUAAACUUGUACACGACACACAGGCCAUAUAUGAAGCAUGCAAGUUUCUGGAAAGAGAAACAUUUUGUGCACACGAAGCAACACGCCUGCUUGCAGCGAAAAUUCAGUCACCUGAUGAAAAGGAAGCCAUGCGUGCUCUGGUGGUUGUAGAUACAUGUAUGAGGCAUAGUGGACCAACAUUUCAAGCGGAAGUUGGGAAGUUCAGGUUCCUGAAUGAAAUGAUUAAAUUAGUAUCCCCAAAGUAUCUUGGGGCUCACACAUCUCCUGUAGUGAAGAAAAGAGUGCUACAGCUAAUGUAUAUGUGGACAAAAGAGUUUCCCCAUGAAACAAAAAUCCGUGAAGCUUAUGAAAUGCUGAAGAAACAAGGUGUGAUAAAGGAAGAUCCUCCUCUUCCUAUUUACCAAACUGACAGUGCAGUAAGUCCAACACCAGCUCCAGCAGCAGCACCACCAAGAACAAAAAAGUCUAUUUUUGAUGAUGAUGAACAGUCACGGCUAUUGCAAAGGUUGCUGCAGAGCAAGAACCCUGAUGAUUUGCAGGCAGCUAACAGACUUAUCAAAAACAUGGUGAAAGAGGAUGAAAGAAGACUUGAAAUGACCAACCGUUGCAAUAAUGAAAUAGAGUCUGUACACAGCAGUGUUAGAUUACUAUCGGAAAUGCUGGACUCUUACAAGCCUGGCGAGACUUCUGAAGAGGAACUUGAACUUAUCAAGGAGUUGCAUCAAAGCUGUAAUAAUCUACGAACAAACCUAUUUCGCUUCGCAACAGAGAUACACAACAAUGAACAUCUUCUGAACAAAGUACUUCAAGCAAGUGAUGCUCUGGGUCAUGUGUCGGACAAAUACAAUGCCAUAAUUGUUCAAGGUGAACUGCCUGAAACCAAAAGUACGUCUUUGCUGGAUCUCAGUACACCAAGUGAAGAAAAGCUCCCACCAGUACCAACGGAACUUCUUGGCAAACAGCUUGCUGAUUUGGGUCUUGAUGUAGAGCCUCCAAAACAGUCUGCAAAUACACCAAACCCAUCAGUUACACAGUCAAACAUAGAAGUACUCGGAGAUAUAUUUGGUGGUGCAGAUAUUGCAUCUAAACCUCUUCCUGUUCUGCAGCCUGUCACACUUCAACAGCAGACACAUAAAAUCGCUAAUUUGUUGGAUCCUCCUGAGAAGCCCAGUAAACAAAAGGCAUUGGAGGACCUCGAUGUCCUGGGGGAAACACUGCUUAAACAGAGUUUGCCCGCUACAUCCAAAAUUGGUUCACAAUUUUCCAAGCCACCAGCGAAAAUACCCAUGAAUUUGCUGAGCAGACAGCAAGAUGCGGCAAAGCCAGACAGUAUCACAACAUCAACACCCAUCAAGAAAAGUGGCAGUGACAAUUCGUCAGGUGUAUUAGAUUUGGAUCUUCUUACUGGAGAACCAGUGAAGCCCUUAGAAAAAGAUUCUGUGCAGAAAAUGGAGAGCAGAACAUUAGAUCUACUUAAUGGUGAUGAUACGAUGGUAGAUAUUAGUGAAGAAACACCAGUACAUUCUUUCUCUGAAAAUAACAAAAAUGACAGUGAUGACCGGCUAAGUGUUAACUCAGUAGAUGAUAAAUCUCACAGGACUAGCACAGAAAGUGUAAAUAUCUGUGAACCUAAGCAAAUUGAAGUGAAACCCUUGAAUGACAUCAAUGUUUCUUUGGACAGUAUAAAACCAGGAUCAGUCCCACCGCUGACUGUGCUGGAUGAGAAAAACGGUGUCUCAGUUAUACUUCAUUUUGCAAAAGAUAGACCACGAGAAGAUGUAUCAGUUGUUGUUGUGACAACCAUAAGUAAAAAUCCAUCACCACUAACUAACUACCUGUUCCAGGCCGUUGUUCCCAAGUCGUGCAAGUUAAGGCUUCAGCCUCCAUCUGGAUCUGAACUUCCUGGGCACAGCCCAUUUUUGCCACCUUCUGCCAUCACUCAAGUCAUGCUGAUUGCAAAUCCAAGAAAGGAACCAGUUUCUCUGAAAUUCAUGAUAAGUUAUUCAAUGGAUGAUGACACUAUAACUGAAAUGGGUGAAGUAGAGCAGUUGCCAUCUGAAGUGCAGUGACUUCAAAAAGAAAUAAAAAACUAUCAUAAUGAUGAGAAAUAUAUAUUUGUUGAAAUCUGCAUGAGUAACAUCAAGGCUGGAAUUUAUGUUGGCUGUUUGUUCUGCGAUGCUGUUGUAUGCUGUAUAUAAAAAAUUAAUGAGGUUAAAUAUGUAUUUUUAUUGCUGCAUCAAACCUUAUUGAUAAUAGUUUCACAAAGACUGUAACACACCAAAACAAAGUGUAAUGUUUAAGUGUAAUCCAUGUACAGCCAUCUAAACUACAUAAAUUUUCGUGUACACUGUAAUAUUUUAGAAGUGGUAGCCGUAACUGUAUUUGCCACAAUGAAUGUACUUGAGCUAUUUAUGAAAUAUGUUAUUUGUUGUUGAAUUUCGUGGAGGUGCUUCAUCUAUGCUGUGUCUGCUUCACUACUCACUUCUAUUUCGUUUCAGCAGUCUUCUUUUCUUGUAGUAGUGCCACAGUCACAGAAAACAGUAUUUACUUAACAGCCAAUGAGCUAUAACACCUUAAAUUUGUUUUUAAAUGUGUUAUUUAAAGCUUUACUCUGAAUUGGCUUUAUAUUAGUUGUCAUGUCAUUAAGUGACAGAAGACACUCAACAAUACCAUGGUGGUAUAUUUUUGCAGCCAUCGGAGCAGUUUCUUAUUGCCGUGUAGUUAAAUUAUUGUUUACAACUUAUUGUAAAAUUUACUACAAUUUAUGUGACCUUGUUGAAGCGUUGUAGCAAUGCUUGUAAUUGCAAAAAAAAUGUUUUAUAAUGUAUGUUUAUUUGCAAAUUAUAAAAAUUUUAUAGUCUAUAUGGAUUAUUGUAUUAAUGCUUGCUGCAUGAAGUACUUCAUGCAGGGGUUAUGAGCUACAAAUUGAUCAUUUGUUAUGAUAAAUUUGCUUUGAAAAUAGCUUUGAUGUCACAUAGCUAUUUCUAUAAAUAUACUUAGAGGAAGCAUUCUUCAGUUAGAAGAUAGGGAACACAUUAACAGGAGUGAGUGUAGCCCUUUGGCCAAGUUUCUCAUUUAUCUACUCCCUACACCAUAUCUACCCCUCCUCCCCCCACCCCCACCCUACCCCUUCCACUGUGAUACAAAAUGAGAUUGUUUAAUGAGGCAGUUUUAUAAAGAGAACAUAAAGAAAAUAGCUAAUAGAGUAGAGUUAAGCAAACAUAAUAUUUAUUAAAUUUAAUUAAUGCAGAAGUUAAGGGAUGUUUGGUUGAAGAUUGUUUGGCAGAAAGGUCAUAUUGUACAUCACUGACUUUUAAAAAAGGUAAAUAUGGAUACAUCAAAUUUAAUCUCAGUUUAUACACACUUUGAACACUCUAGUACAUAAGUGGAUAGUUCUAAACUCAGAAUAUGUUUGCUGAUAAUGCAUACUGUCAUUGAGAGAAAAGAAUACAUUGUAUCCAACAGAACUUGGAGGAUAUAUUUAUCCCAUUUCUAGUGUGAGACAGGGUAUAGAAUUAAGAAUAACUGUGGCCAGCAGUAAAGACUGUAAAGUGAGUAAUUUACAGUAAGUGUAGUGAAAAGCAAUUCAUCGGAAAUUCAGAACUUAGUUACAGAGACAGCGAGAAAUGUGGAAAAUUUCUAAAAGAUAAUUAUUGUUUUUAAGAUAACUUUUUAUAUCUUACUGCAUUGUCUUGGUGACGUGCACAGGGUAUCCCUUUAUUGUAGAGACAUGAAUGUGGUCAAGUGCACAUACAAUGAAAGUUUGAAAGAUUCAGCAUUGAUUAGCUGCUUCUGUUUCCAGUAUUUACCAACAUUUUUUACAGAAUAGAUUUUCUUUGGAAAUAAGCAUUCAGUAGUUAAUCACUGUGAUUACAUGAUACACCAUGGACUGUUCUCUAUCGUUCGGGGGUACUAAUCUGCUUAUUAAUUUGAUUCAAUUCAAGUUUACAGGUAUUAAAGAUAAUUUAACUUUGAGUUCUAGACCAGGAGGAGUCAACUUGCAGUUGUCCUGAUUCAGAGUCCAUUGAAGGAAAUUUAGUUUGUAUAUCUCAUUUUGUUACAGACCUACAUAGUCCAACAAUAUAAAAUUACGUUAUGCUUCCUCAAAGCAGAUUCCCUAGUGUAACACUCAGUUCAUGACACUGUUCAUUAUUGGAAAAAAAGUCUUCUAACUUUGCAAGAUGAAAAUAUUUAAAACACUGCACAAACAUGGUAACGUAACAUCUAGUAUAGAAUAACCAAAAACAGGUACAAAGACACCUGGUCAGUUAGAAUGAGAGAUUUUUCUCAAUUUGGUGCAAAGAAAUGAAUGACUACUUCUCAUUUGUAGUUCAAUGUGUCAACAAGCAAUCUUAAUUGGUACUAAAUAGCAUGGCUUUGUCAAUGACAUGUGGUAUUUGAGCAAUGUAUUUUUAUCCAUUUUGGUAUUAAUAGUAAUUUAUGUGAUCGCAUUAAUAAUGCCACUAGCAAAAAAAAAGUUGCUAGUUUCUUUCUUUGCAGAGAGGGACUCAUCAGUACAUUUGGUAACAAGCAGUUCUACAUGAUAUAUUUUACAUAUUAGGAUGUUAAUUUUCAAUCAUUUUAUUUUUUCUGGACAUUUACAACAAAAAAAAGUACAUAUAAAUGUUACCCUCAGUCAAAACUACCUUCCUUUUAAGUAAUUCAUAGUGACACUUUUUAUGCUAGGAGGCCACCUGCAUCUGGCGCUUUGUUUGUAACAUGUACACAGCCUUUCACAUGAAUUCUUUUAUAAAAUUUAGAUACAGCGAUAAAUAAGAAUAUUUAGCCAUAGGUGUCACCACACGGGUGGCAAGCAUAAUAAUAAUGCUUUAUGAAUUGAAGAAUAAAAAUUAUUAAGAUCAAUGCACAUUCAUGUUACAUAACAAAGUUUAAUAGCUGCACAAAAGUAGAGGGGAAAAAAAAGGUGAAUGUUAUGUUUCAUCACUGUAGUGAUGACAUUGUGUUAAUUCAGAUAUUUCUUUAUGAAAAGCUAUCUGUGGUUUUGAUAUAAUAAUAAUAAUAAUAAUAAGAUUUGAUUGCAAAAUGAUAGAAACAUUUAUAUCAUUGACAAAAGAACUUAUUAUCUUUGCUUAAAAAUCAUCAGUGGUUAUUUCAGAAUCCACAGGUAGUUUGUUGCACAGUUUGUGCUGUAUAGUGAUCAUAACUGAUUAGAAAUAGUUACUAAUCAUGAAUUUAUGGAAGCAUCAGUGUCAGUAAAUCUCCAAUUUGUAACUGAAUGCAGUCUCGUAUGCAAUAUAUUUCAAGCAACUAAUUCAAUGUCAAUUUUACAGAAAUUCCUGGAUGGAGCAGUAUAUAAAAUAUGGGAUAGGCAACAACUCCCCUAUAGUAGAUUGAUGUUUGAAGCACAGAAACACAUAACAGUAAAUAGCAUUCUCACUAGGUAUUGAACAGCAGCUCUUUUUCUAGCAACAAUAAACACAUUCACACAUGCAACCAGACACCCAAAUGUGCACUCGUGUGGCCAUGUCUUACUUUCACUCUGACUUUCGAGCAUUAGCUGUUUUUCUGGCAAUAGUACACACAGUUGCACACACAACUGCACAGACACCCAAAUGCACACUCCCAUGGCCAUGGCAAGACCCGACCAUAGGUGUGUGUAUUUGUGUAUCUCUGGAGUUGUAUGUUUUAAUUUGUGUACCAUUGCUAGAAAAAGAGCUAGUGCUCGAAAGCUAGUGUGAAUGCCGUUUCCUGUUAUAUGAUUCGGUGCUGCAUGCUUUGAUCCACUCUAGGUGAGUGAUUAACUUUCCCUUACACUGCUCAGCAUCAAAUUUAGUAAAUGGAUUAAGACUCAUCUAGUAUCUUGUGUCAACUGAUCGGUGCCACUUUUUUAUAAUAGUACAUGUUGGAUCAACACAUUGUUUAGUAUGAUAACCCCGCCCCCAUUUACCUCUCAUGCCCCCUCCCUCCUUCCUCAGCUCUUUCCAACUAAGAGCAAAUAAUGAAAUCAUGUUAACUGCAGUGACUCCGAUCUUUGAAAUUUGUAAUGUUAGACAUACUUAUAAAAUGAUAUCCUUUCAUGCAGAUUUGCAUGGGAUAACAGUUACCUAAAUUACAUAAGGCAUUUUGGCAUGGUUUCUUUGAAAUGGACAUGGCCAGUUUCCUUCCCUGAUCCUAACUUAUGCUUUGUCUAAAAUGACCUUGUCAGCAAAGAGUCAUUAAAUCAUCAUUUUCCUAUUUCAUGACAUAAAGAAAAUUGUGUAGUUAUAUUUGAAGAGAUAGUCAUAUGUGGAAGUACUGAAAAAUCCAUUUGAUUAGCAAAUCAAUAACCGUAUGUGGUAUCUUGAAAGCAAAAUACAAUCGAACAUGCUGAAUGAAAACACAUAGUGAUGGCUGGCAGUUAUCAUGGUUUACCUACUAAUCAACUGCAUGGAAAGGAGGGGUUGGGAGAAAUGCCACAACACUCUCAAGAUUCUCUACACUGGCCAUUCUCAUUUAUUUUUUUCUGCAACUUACUUAUUCUUUUUUCCUUAGCAUUUAAAUUUAUACUUUUUUGCAUUUUCGACUUUUCCCCCUCUGCUUUAAAAAGUAAUUUAUGUGUUAGGAACCUUUUUAGGAUUUGAUCACUCCCAACUGUGUCAAGUAUUGUUAGUGUGUGUGUGUGUCUGUGUGUGUGAAAGCCAUUUUACUGAUGAAGAUUCGGUCACACCCCAAAUGUGAAAAAAAGUGACUCCAGCAAGAACACGUCCAUGUCAUACAAGAAAAGACACUUUUUUAUGUUAUCCAUGAAGAAACCCUGAUGGAUAAAACAUACUGAAAACAGCAAAUAUGAUGUUGCAAGAUUGUAUAUUAGUGAACAAUAAGAAGUCGAGGACUCGGUUUUAAUAUACUGAUUCAAAGAACAAAUGAAUACACUCAUUGCCUCUUGUUUUCAUGUCUAAAGAGGGAGGAAACUUUUUUUUGUGAUAGUUGUGUGAGGACAAACUUUUGUAAGAGUUUCCUUUUAGACUGCAGUGGCUUGUUCUUAAGUUAACAGCAGCCUCAGCUUCUAUAUUACCUAAAACAUGAUUGGCACAUUUCGUCUGUAUAAUCAGCAUAACUAAACAGGAUAACAUCAUGUUCACAUUUAUCGACAGAUAUUGUUAAAUAACAAAGGAACUGUAAAUUAGCUCACUGACAGACAGGUUUUAUGUUUAAUAUCUCAAUAAAAGAGCAGAAAUUUAUAAUUAAUUAUAUCCAUUAUUCUAGUCAUGAGAAAGAGUUAAUAUCUGGAUCAUUUAAAAUCUCGAUAUUUUGUUAUGAACAAACAUCUGCUGUGUUUGAUAUUCCAUGUCUUGGUGAUAAGUGCAGUCUUAUAUGGUUGAACCAGUGUAGGACGACAAAUUACAUGUGAAUCUAGAAUAUAACACAAUCUAAAGGGUAUUUGUUGACAUUAUAAGCGGCUUCUCAAUUCUGAACGUGGUUUGUUAGGAUAAUUUUUAACAGGUUAGAACUUGUAACACUUUGAGUAUUUGUAACCUAACAUAUGUGGUGUUAUCUUCACAUGUUAAGUUUGCAGGUUAUUGGGCUACUUUGAUAUACUGGAUACUAAAUUAACUAAGCAAAGCAUUUUAGUUAGCUGUAGAAACUGCCACAUUUGUAAGAGUAAUGUCGGGUAACUUGUUAGUUCUAGCACACACCAUGCUUUUGUAGAGACUUGUAAUGUUAUGAUUUACAUUCCUGGUGCAUUGGAAAUCUAAAUAACUUGUAUUUAAUGUUAUUUUGUAACAUAUAGAAGUGUGUUUAUUGUGGAGUAUUAUAUUGAUCUUGUGUAGUUAGAAACUACACAGUUCGGAAUCCCGUGUUAUAUUAUGCCUCGCAGUUAUUUCCACAAGGACUUUGCAGUAAACUACAAUGUGGAUGUGUAUAAACUUGACAGCUUUAUGUAUAUGGAAGGUGGCUUUUGUACUAAGUUUUGUCCUUGAGAGAAAUGUGAUUUUAUACACUUUUCAUUAGAAAAUAAAAAAGAGUUUAUCAUUAGGACUACUGUUGCUUGACUUUUCUUGUAACAAGUUGAUGAUAAAAUGUGCAGCAGCAUUCUGUGUAUUUUUAGAGCCAAUGUUGCUAUUUGCAUGACUUCUCUCAUAAACCAAAUUUUGGCUUACGUUGUGAUGAGUGGUAUUCGCUAGCAUUUUCUUAUUCAUAUAGAUCUCAGUCAGUAUGUCACUAAAUUAGCAUCUUUUGUUAGAUCAAAUCAACAUACUUGCAAAUAUCAUAUGGUUGUGGUGCAAACUGUUACUUAGUGUACAUAACUUAAAGUUAUCAAAUUGAAAGAUGAGGACUAAUUUUCAUCAUGUUUUAGCUCAACCUUCUGUCCUCCUUGAACACUGGUAAAUAUUUAAAGGAUAUGUAGUGUCCCUGCACAUUAAAAAAAACCUGUAUGAAUUUAAUUGAAUGUAGGCAGCUGUAAAUGUUUAAUGACAGGAAUAUUGGAAUAACUGGUAAGUUGAGAGCCUGGACAUGAGGUGUGGCACUACUUGCUUCUCAUUCCAUAGCAUAAUUCUGUUACUGAAAGGGCCCCUUAAAAAUAUUCAUUUUUUCUGGAUGACAUUUAUAGACUUUUGUAUUUCAAUGGUGAAGUGGUUACUUUUCACCUCUUUUUAGAUUUGUGACACAGCUAUUUGAAUAUAUGCAGCUAGUGUCAUCAGGUUGUGACCUUUUUCUAACUGUAAUGUUCAUUCGAUGGCUGCUCAAAAUGUGUGUUGCAAAGUUUCCAGAGAGAGAACUACAUGAGACAUUUUCUUUAUUUUUUGCGAUAGGCUUUUUGCUUGUGAUCAGUAAAAAAUUCCUGCUGAAUUUGCUUGUAGAACACUGGUUGCGUAUGUAUAAAAAAUAUGCAUAUUAACAGUGUGACUUUUGUUAAAUCAAGUACUUACAUAAAAGUAUUAGAAUUUUGAUCUCAAUACUGAUGAAACUGUACUUUUUAAGGGAUGUAAAUAUUUUUGUACAAUAGCAUAGUAAAUCAACAUCUUGUUUCUUUUUAUUGUUAUCAUUGGUGCUGCUGCUGUUGUGAAGUUUGUUUCAAAAGACAUAUUUUAUUUAAAAUCUUAACAAAUAACAGUUUUCUUGUGCACAGAAUCUAUUUGAUCAAUCUAUCCAUUCAGUUUUUGUAAUCAUAGCAGCAGCUGUUUGUGGCUUCAUAUGUGGCCUUUAGAUUUUUAGCAUGUUUUACUAAAAAGUGUAAAAUUCUUUAAAUAUUGUAAAGUAAAUUGAAAUAAACUGACUUAUAUAAUGAA